UUUUCUGAUUGCACUAGCAGGUCUUUUCACCCAGCAGCAAUCCAGGCAGAGCCGGCUGGUUUGGUGCAAUCUGGAAGGUUGUUGUAAUAACAGACAGAACAAAAAAGCACAAGGAAGAACCUGGCAGCUGUAUAAAACUCCCUCCGAGCUCCAGACCCACAGAAGUUCAUCAGCCUCAGCAAUCAGCAUGACCAGCCAGUCUCAGGGAAUCCAGCAGCUUUUGCAGGCAGAAAAACGUGCCAAGGACAAACUGGAGGAAGCCAAAAAAAGAAAGGGGAAAAGGCUGAAGCAGGCCAAAGAAGAAGCCAUAGCUGAGAUAGACCGCUACAGGUUACAGAGGGAGAAGGAAUUUAGGAACAAGCAAACAACUGUCAUGGGCUCCCAAGGCAACCUCUCUGCUAAAAUAGAAGAGCAAACAACAGAAAACGUCCGAAACCUCACUAGCAGCUACCACAAGAACAUGGAGAGCAUGAUGAAAAAGCUUUUGAACGCGAUAUGUGAUAUCAACCCUGAACUUCACCCAAACUUCAGACAUGCAGUUUAAGAUCCAUUGAUGUACUUAAGGAUGUUUGUAAAAGUAGCCUUCUUUCUUGAUAAGCAUAAAUAUUUUCUCAUUUACUGUUUCUGUAUAUGUGAAAUAAAAAGAACACUAAAGCCAAAAGCACACGGUUCCGUAUAUGCUUUUAAUGUGACAAUAAUUACACAGGGUUUCACAAGCAUUUGUUGGAAUAUUGUUUCCUGUUGGUAGCUAAGCAGCUGUCAUUUAGACAAGGGCAAGUCAACAACAGUAGAAUAAAUGAUUAUUUGACACCA
This is a messenger RNA of Pezoporus occidentalis (night parrot), 813 nucleotides long. RefSeq names its product ATPase H+ transporting V1 subunit G3 (gene ATP6V1G3). Gene Ontology annotation, cellular component: vacuolar proton-transporting V-type ATPase complex. The transcript has 3 exons. The record is from RefSeq and is a predicted model, not a curated record. Gene Ontology annotation, biological process: proton transmembrane transport. Gene Ontology annotation, molecular function: proton-transporting ATPase activity, rotational mechanism. The coding region runs from base 188 to 544 and encodes 118 amino acids. NCBI's taxonomy places the organism in Eukaryota, Metazoa, Chordata, Aves, Psittaciformes, Psittacidae.